Molecule: messenger RNA, 1806 nt
Organism: Nothobranchius furzeri (turquoise killifish)
Lineage: Eukaryota; Metazoa; Chordata; Actinopteri; Cyprinodontiformes; Nothobranchiidae
Source: RefSeq, a predicted model, not a curated record
UAUUGGACAGUUUCUUUUGUAUAUUAUAUGACUUUAUAAACUCCAACAACAAUGUGCUUCUAUUUUUUGUUUCAGGCUAAAUCUACCCAAGACGUUGGCUGUCAGACUGAUUUAGUAAUCUGCAAAAAUGCACUUGUCCAGGCUCAUGUAAAGCCUUAUCGACGUAGCAAAGCCACACAGUUUAGAGCUCCCAGCCGCAGUGUGUCUUGUGACACAGGUACCGUGACGGAAAUUCAUCUUCCACAAAGUCCCAGAGCUGCGUCCACACCCCUGAAAAGACCACGAUAUGAGGUGUCUGUUGUUGAUCCCAGCUUCCACCUCAAUGACAGUGCAAGCUCAGUGAACUGUUCAAGCUCUUUCACUGAGGUCCAUCCACAAAAGGACAAGAAGUACAUUGUUCAUGAGAAACAGUUGCUGGGGCUGUUCAGAAGGUGUCCCGUUUGUACCGGUCGUUGUGUUGUGAACACGACAACAGUCGGCACACUGCUCCGUGUGACACAACGGUGUUCAUGCUGUGAGCACUACAAUGAAUGGUCCAGUCAGCCCAUGGUGAACAGCAUCCCAGCAGGAAACCUCCAGCUCUGUGCUGCUGUCCUUUUCACAGGAUCAUCAUUUAGCCAGAUUUCUAAGUUCCUGGGUGCCUUCAAUGUGCAGGGACUGUCCAAGCAGUCAUUCUGUCGGCAUCAGGCAAAGCUGUUAAUUCCAACAGUGAGCUGGCAGUGGCAGCUAGAGCAAGCUGAUAUCAUCCAGGAGGCUACUGAAUCUGGACCUGUGACUCUUGGUGGUGACAUGCGAGCUGAUUCACCUGGACACUCAGCCAAAUAUGGCAGCUACACCAUGAUGGAUCUCAAAAGAAACAAAGUUAUUGAUAUCCAACUUGUACAGAGCAAUGAAGUUGGGAAUAGUGUGCGAAUGGAGAAGGAGGGAUUUGUGAGAAGUCUGAGCACACUUUUGGAGAGGGGGGUCGAUGUGCAGCAAGUCGUGACUGACCGCCACACAGGAGUGCAGAAGUAUUUGAGGGAGGAAAAAAAGGAAAUCAGUCACUACUUUGACCCCUGGCACAUGGGAAAAGGAAUUGGUAAGAAAAUCGAAGAGCUGGGGAAGAGAAAGACGACCCAGGAUGUGAGACUGUGGAAGCAAAGUGUGGUGAACCACCUCUACUGGUCAGCAUCCAGUUCCUCCUCAGGACAGGAGGCAGUUGCAAAGUGGACUUCAGUUGCCAACCACAUCCAAAAUGUGCACAGCCAUGACAACGCCCUGUUCCCUAGCUGUCUGCAUGCACCUCUGGAUGGAGAACAGGCAAGACAGUGGCUCAAACCAAGCACAGCAUCAUGUGAGAAGCUCACUGCCAUUCUGUUAGCUCCACGGUUUGUGAAGGACGUAGAGAAGAUAAGCCCUCAGUACCACACAUCCACCUUGGAGGCUUUCCACAGUCUCAUCAUCAGAUUUACUCCAAAAAGUCAAGUCUUCUCCUUCAAAGGAAUGCUGUCUAGAUUACAAAUUGCUGCAAUGCACUAUAAUGAAAAUGCAGCACGCUCACAUGCAGCAACAGCAACUGGUGAGCUGAGAUAUGCUGUAGUGUACCCAAAGUACAAACGUGGAGACUACACAGUGAGAGCCCUGAAGACCAAUCCAACCUCAUUAUAUGUGCACAAGCUUAUGGACCUGCUGUUCGACUCUGUGGUGGUGGAUCCUCUCCCAUAUCAGGAGUACUCGGACAAAAUUCCGGUUCCAGAACCGCUCUGUGCCCAGUUCCAAAGACCAGAUAAACGGGAUGCUGUGAGCAGGCACAGGUCCAGGUUUUAA